CUCCAGGAUGUUGAAUAGAUAAUCAAACAGGUUGCCAUACCGACAGCAGGGACCUGCGUGUCACCUACUACUGCUGAUCUGGGGUCAGUUUGGAUUUACAUCAAACCAUGGAGCGCAUGUCUUCUCCGGUCAGAUUUCGGAGCAAUAAAAAAGACACUUCAGCUUUUACGGAAAAGCAGCUGUCGAGCCUUUCCAUCGAAGACCAGGCAGACAUACAGUUUCCCUUCGCCAUGAGGGAUCUACCUCCCGUCACUUAUUCAGCUGUAAAGACACAGAAUCCAGAGCAUGAGAGAGAGGAAACUGUGGUCACUGCCAACGGGAGGUUGCCCAGCUGCCCAGGAGCUCCCCCUGCACCCCGUCCCGUCCCCUGCCCCCCUACUGGUUCUCCCACAGUACCCCCCAGACCGACCCACUCAGGAAGGGGCUCCUCACAGAUUCUGCCUUUGAAGAGGCAGCUUGUCUCUCUGGUAUCUCUGGACUCUCCGCUGAGCCCGGCCUCGCGACCACGGAGCCCCUGGGGGAGCUUUGACCCCUACGACUCUCCAGAGGAUCAGGACAAAGAGUAUAUAGGUUUUGCUACGUUGCCGAACCAAGUUCACAGAAAGACGGUAAAGAAGGGAUUUACAUUUACGCUCAUGGUGGCAGGUGAGACUGGACUCGGCAAAUCCAUGUUAAUCAACAGCUUGUUCCUCACCGACCUCUACAGAGACAGAAAAGUUCCCAACGCUGAGGAACGGAUCAGUCAAACAGUCGACAUCGUCAAGCACACCAUCGGCAUCGAGGAGAAAGGAAUCAAACUGAGGCUCUCUAUCAUAGACACUCCUGGGUUUGGAGAUGCAGUCAACAACACAGAAAGCUGGAAGCAUGUUGAGGACUACGUCGACCAGCAGUUUGAGCAGUAUUUCAGAGACGAGAGCGGGCUGAACAGAAAGAACAUCCAGGACAACAGAGUCCACUGCCUGCUCUACUUCAUCUCUCCGUUUGGUCACGGUCUCAGACCUAUUGACGUGGAGUGCAUGAAAGCUAUGCAUGAAAAAGUAAACAUCAUUCCUCUACUGGCCAAAGCUGAUAGCCUGACACAAGCAGAGGUCAACCGCAAAAAACUGAAGAUCAAGGAGGAGAUCAAGCAGUUUGGGAUUAAUAUCUACCAGUUUCCAGAGUGUGACUCUGAUGAGGAUGAGGACUUUAAGAGACAGGAGCAGAUCCUCAAGAACAGCAUCCCAUUUGCUGUGAUCGGGAGCAACAUGCAGGUGGAGAGCAAAGGCAGAAAGUUCAGAGGCCGCUCUUAUCCAUGGGGCAUAGUAGAAGUUGAGAACCCGGACCACUCAGACUUCCUGCUGCUGAGGAACAUGCUGGUCAGGACGCAUAUGCAGGAUCUAAAGGACGUGACACGGGAAAUCCACUAUGAAAACUACAGGGCGCAAUGCAUCGAGAGCAUGACCCGCUUGAUGGUACAGGAGAGGAAACGCAAUUUGCGUGAGAAGUAUCGAGAAGGAAGUGAGGUGGACUUCCCUCUGCCGCUCGCAGCAGCUGAGACAGAGAUGGAGAGACAGAUUUUUGAGAAGGAUGAAGAACUGAGGAAGAUGCAGGAGGUGCUGGAGAGGAUUCAGGAGCAGAUGCAGCAGAGCCAGAGGGACAGCUGCUGAUUCCUUUAGACUAACAUCAGGGAACAGAGGAGCAAACAGAGACUAAAUGCUCUGCAAACUGACCUCACAGUUAGAGGCUCACAUAAAUGGAGCUAAAACAUUUCAGUGGACCUAUCUGUGGAAUAUGCACAACUGCAUGUCAGCUCAAACCUUGGCUUGUGUUCAUGUUAAGUGAUGGUUUGUUCCA
This is a messenger RNA of Cyprinodon tularosa, 1833 nucleotides long. RefSeq names its product septin-5-like. Gene Ontology annotation, biological process: cytoskeleton-dependent cytokinesis; regulation of exocytosis. The transcript has 13 exons. Gene Ontology annotation, cellular component: microtubule cytoskeleton; septin complex; septin ring. Bases 108 to 1646 code for a protein of 512 amino acids. Gene Ontology annotation, molecular function: GTPase activity; GTP binding; molecular adaptor activity. The record is from RefSeq and is a predicted model, not a curated record. NCBI's taxonomy places the organism in Eukaryota, Metazoa, Chordata, Actinopteri, Cyprinodontiformes, Cyprinodontidae.